Molecule: messenger RNA, 2028 nt
Organism: Acanthosepion pharaonis
Lineage: Eukaryota; Metazoa; Mollusca; Cephalopoda; Sepiida; Sepiidae
Source: the annotation of a GenBank genome assembly
AUGUUGUGUGUCUAUAUAUCUAUCGAUCUUCAUAUCUAUCUAUCUUCAUAUCUAUCUACCUUCAUAUCUAUCUAUCUAACUUCAUAUCUAUCUAUCUAUCUAUCUAUCUUCAUAUCUAUCUAUCUAUCUAUCUUCAUAUCUAUCUAUCUUCAUAUCUAUCUAUCUAUCUUCAUAUCUAUCUAUCUAUCUAACUUCAUAUCUAUCUGCUCUAUCCCACGACCCCGUGAACUGGCGUCAGCUGGUGAUGCAUCCAGCAGCGCAGCAAUACACCUCCCACCCCGCCGUCCAUCACUGUGUCAACUUACAGGUCUACUGAUUUUGAUCACAAUCCUGGCAAGGAUCGAAUCGUUCAAUUGUUUUGGUCUGGGCAAAGUGAAGUUACAAGUAAAAAAAAACUUUGUCUAUCUAUCUAUCUAUCUAUCUAAGUCUGUUCAUAUCUAUGUUUAUCAGUAUAUCUUUAUAUCUACUUAUCUAUUUGUUCACAUAUAUCUAUAUCUUUAUCUAUCCAUCUAUCUAUCUAUCUCGGUCUGUUCACUUAUAUCUAUCUAUCUAUCUAUCUAUCUAGGUCUGUUCAGGUCUCUAUCUAUCUAUCUAUCUAUCUAUCUAUCUAGGUCUGUUCACUUAUAUCUAUCUAUCUAUCUAUCUAGGUCUGUUCACUUAUAUCUAUCUAUCUAUCUAUCUAUCUAUCUAUCUAGGUCUGUUCACUUAUAUCUAUCUAUCUAUCUAUCUAGGUCUGUCUGUUCACUUAUAUCUAUCUAUCUAUCUAUCUAUCUCGGUCUGUUCACUUAUAUCUAUCUAUCUAUCUAUCUAUCUAGGUCUGUUCACUUAUAUCUAUCUAUCUAUCUAUCUAUCUAUCUAUCUCGGUCUGUUCACUUAUAUCUAUCUAUCUCGGUCUGUUCACUUAUAUCUAUCUAUCUAUCUAUCUAUCUCGGUCUGUUCACUUAUAUCUAUCUAUCUCGGUCUGUUCACUUAUAUCUAUCUAUCUAUCUAUCUAUCUAUCUAUCUAUCUAUCUAUCUCGGUCUGUUCACUUAUAUCUAUCUAUCUAUCUAUCUAUCUAUCUAUCUCGGUCUGUUCACUUAUAUCUAUCUAUCUAUCUAUCUAUCUCGGUCUGUUCACUUAUAUCUAUCUAUCUAUCUCGGUCUGUUCACUUAUAUCUAUCUAUCUAUCUAUCUAUCUAUCUCGGUCUGUUCACUUAUAUCUAUCUAUCUAUCUAUCUAGGUCUGUUCACUUAUAUCUAUCUAUCUAUCUAUCUCGGUCUGUUCACUUAUAUCUAUCUAUCUAUCUAUCUAGGUCUGUUCACUUAUAUCUAUCUAUCUAUCUAUCUAUCUAGGUCUGUUCACUUAUAUCUAUCUAUCUAUCUAUCUAUCUAUCUAUGUCUGUUCACUUAUAUCUAUCUAUCUAUCUAUCUAUCUAUGUCUGUCUGUUCACUUAUAUCUAUCUAUCUAUCUAUCUAUCUAGGUCUGUUCACUUAUAUCUAUCUAUCUAUCUAUCUAGGUCUGUUCAUCUAUAUCUAUCUAUCUCUCUAUCAUCUAUCAUCUAGGUCUGUUCAUUAUAUCUAUCUAUCUAUCUAUCUAUCUAUCUAUCUAGGUCUGUUCACUUAUAUCUAUCUAUCUAUCUAUCUAUUCAUCUAUCUCGGUCUGUUCACUUAUAUCUAUCUAUCUCGGUCUGUUCACUUAUAUCUAUCUAUCUAUCUAUCUCGGUCUGUUCACUUAUAUCUAUCUAUCUAUCUAUCUAUCUAUCUAUCUAUCUAUCUAUCUAUCUCGGUCUGUUCACUUAUAUCUAUCUAUCUAUCUAUCUAUCUAUCUAUCUCGGUCUGUUCACUUAUAUCUAUCUAUCUAUCUAUCUAUCUAUCUAUCUAUCUAUCUAUCUAUCUCGGUCUGUUCACUUAUAUCUAUCUAUCUAUCUAUCUAUCUCGGUCUAAAAUGUCUCUAACAUGUUUUUAUCUAUCUCUCUAUCUAUCUAUCUAUCUUCGUAUCUAUCUAUCUAUCUAUCUAUCUAUCUAUCUAUCUCAGAUUAAUAACGGGUAG